CUUCUCAGUGCUGAUAUAUCUUCCUAAAAUUUAUUAAAAGGAGGCAAAAACGUUGCAUAUUGCAGAUUUGCUUAUUAGAUCAUAAUGCCACCUAAAAGAACAGAAGAUUAUGGUUGGCAACAUGGACAAAUGGUUGAUGGAAAUAGAUUUCAUUGGAAGUGCAAUUACUGUAAUAUGGUCGGAAUGGGCGGAGGUGUCACUCGCCUAAAGAAACAUAUCGCUGGAGGUUUUUCUGAAGUAUCAAAAUGCCCUAAAGUCCCUCAGGAAAUAAGACAUGCAAUGAAAAUUGAAUUAGAAUCUUCAAAAAUAGCAAAAAAGAAAGCAAGGGACGAUCGAGAUGAACUAGAUAAACGAGCGGGUGAAUAUCCCCCUACUGACCCAUAUGAAGGUUUAGGUGAUGAAUUAGAUCCUGAUAUUAGAGCUGCGAUGGAAGCAUCUGCACAAGAAAGAUGGCAGCAAAAUGAAGUCCAACGACAUAGAGCACAAUUUGGACGCUCUCAGUUUGAUGCUGGUGGUGGGUCUGGCUCUGGCUCUGCAUCAUCUGGUUUAGCUCGAAGUGGUUCUGUUAGCCGCAUGUUCGAUAGAUUUAAAAAAGGACCAAAAGGAAAAAGUGGAAGACAUCCAAAUAUUAUAGAUAUAGACCCAAUGGCAUUUCCUGACCCAGAUGCUCAACAGCAGCGCAUAGAUAGUAUGCUAAAAAAAGAUAAAAAAGGCAAAAUUGGUCGAGCAAUAGCAAAAUUUUUUCACUUCAGUCAUAUUCCUUCCAAUGCAGCAAGUACUCCAUAUUAUAGAUCAAUGAUCGCUACCAUACAAAAGGAGGGUCCAGGAGUUGAACCCCCAACGCCGUAUGAGAUUUCUGGCAAAUAUCUUGACGCGGAGGUCAAUGAUAUUCAUGCAUGGGUAAAAACCUUCAAACAACAAUGGGAGAUGUAUGGUGUUACCUUGAUGUGUGAUAGUUGGACAGGACCGACAAAAAUGAGCAUUAUAAGUUUUUUGAUCUAUUGUAAUGGCAGGGUGGUUUUCCACAAAUCAAUCGAUGCGACCGGUCGAUUUGAAGAUGCUGAUUAUAUAUAUGCAUUAUUGGAACAAGUUUUAGGUGAGAUUGGUGAGAAAUGUGUGGUACAAGUUGUAUCAGACAAUGGUGCAAACUUCAAAAAAGCUGGCAAACUAUUAAUGCAAAGGCAUCCGCAUUUAUUUUGGACUCCUUGUGCAGCACAUUGCAUCAAUCUAAUGAUGGCUGACUUCGGUGACAUAAAUCGGGUUAAAAAACUGUAG
Messenger RNA from Ananas comosus (pineapple), 1275 nucleotides. RefSeq lists its product as uncharacterized. The record is from RefSeq and is a predicted model, not a curated record. The transcript is spliced from 2 exons. Gene Ontology annotation, molecular function: DNA binding. Lineage: Eukaryota; Viridiplantae; Streptophyta; Magnoliopsida; Poales; Bromeliaceae. Bases 85 to 1275 code for a protein of 396 amino acids.